AUGCGCAGCAGAAGUAAUUCCGGUGUCCGUUUGGAUUAUUACCAACGGAUUGUCCACAAAAUCAUCAUGAAUCAUCAGAAUCCUAUUACUGGACUGUUUCCUGCGAGUCCUAGCAACGAUCACGCAUGGGUACGUGACAAUAUUUAUUGCAUACUUGCCGUGUGGGGCCUUUCAAUGGCCUACAAGAAGAUAGCCGACGUUGACGAGGACAGAGCGAAGACUUACGAGCUUGAGCAGAGCUGCGUGAAGCUAAUGAGAGGUCUGCUGAUGGCGAUGAUGCAGCAGAGGGAAAAAGUGGAGAAGUUCAAGUCCAGUCAAAAUCCGCACGAUGCCCUGCACGCGAAAUAUAGCUCCGUCAAUGGCCAAACUGUAGUUGGGGAUACAGAGUGGGGGCAUCUUCAAAUCGACGCGAUUUCUCUGUACCUUCUAGUUCUGGCACAAAUGACGGCCUCUGGUUUGCAGAUUGUCUUCAACUUGGACGAGGUAGCCUUUAUUCAGAACUUGGUAUUUUACAUCGAGUCUGCCUACUGCACGCCGGAUUAUGGAAUCUGGGAGAGGGGCGAUAAGACGAAUCACGGUUUGCCAGAAUUAAAUGCAAGCAGUAUCGGGAUGGCGAAAGCGGCGAUGGAGGCGAUGAACGAAUUGGACUUGUUCGGCGCGAGAGGUGGACCUACAUCGGUGAUUCACGUCCUGGCCGACGAGGCGCAAAAAUGCCAAGCAGUAUUGCAGUCGAUGCUGCCCAGGGAGUCGAAUUCCAAGGAGCUGGAUAGCGGCUUGCUGUCCAUCAUAAGUUUCCCCGCGUUCGCGGUAGACGAGCCCAACCUGAUCCACGAGACGAGGGAAGCCGUCAUUAAGAAAUUGCAAGGGCGAUACGGGUGUAAAAGAUUUUUGAGGGAUGGAUAUAAAACGCCGAAGGAGGACCCGAACAGAUUGUAUUAUGAACCGUGGGAGCUCCGUAUGUUCGAGAAUAUCGAGUGCGAGUGGCCGCUGUUCUUUUGUUACUUGAUAUUAGAUUACUGCUUUCAAGGCAACAAAGAAAUGACCGAGGUGUGCACGAAACAAUUGGAGGAUGUGAUGAUUAAGAUGGACGAUGGUAUGAAAUUGGUGCCCGAACUAUAUUCCGUCGCAUCGAAGGACGUGUCGGCGGAGUAUGCCGAACCCGGUAGCCAAACUAGGAUAGCCCUAGGCAGGUGUCCGUUCAUGUGGGCGCAGUCUCUUUAUAUUCUGGGGAAAUUGCUGCAGGAAGGAUUUCUCGCGGUUGGCGAACUGGAUCCUCUCAACAGGCGACUGUGCAGCGAGAAAAAGCCGGACGUGGUGGUGCAGGUAGUCAUCUUGGCGGAAGACACGGAGAUCAGGGAGAAAAUCGCGCAGCAUGACAUUCACGUGCAAACGAUCGCGGAGGUUGCGCCGAUCGAAGUGCAGCCCGCGAAAGUGCUCAGUCAUCUGUACACGUAUCUAGGGCGCAACGAGAAACUCGGGUUAUCUGGACGUAAGUCGAGAGACGUAGGAAUCCUGAGCACUAGUAAACUGUAUUCCUUGCACGAUAAGAUAUUCGCGUUCACGCCGCAAAAACUUGACGCGGAGGAGUACUACACGACAAACGACGCCGACCUGCUUGUCAGCACUUACACAACUACCCUGGCCUUCCUCAAAAUCAACUGGAAGCAAAUGCUCGGCAGACCAACCGUAACCCUUGUCGCUACUCAUAAUCAUUUAGAUCAAGGUAAGAUACCGCUAGCCAUGAUAACCACCAUGAAGAAACUCAAAAGCGGCUAUAUCAAUGGUACCAGAGUGUCGCUGGGAAAUUUGAACGAUUUCUUGAGUACGUCGUGUAUCACGAAUCUCAGUUUCCUGGGGAGUUCCGAGGACGGUCGUCCCGACAAACUAAAUCCUCAGAUUCAACAAUAUUUGGAGGAGCACCUGAUGCGGCCGUUCCCUCAUCGUACGGGACUUCUUAGCAAGCAGGGAUCGACACGCUCGGCGAAAAACUUACGACGUAGAAUGUCGGUUAAGGGCGCGAUAAAAAAGACACGGUCCAUUGCUGUCGAGCCCGAGAUUCUUGGGAUGGCAGGGGAAGAGCGUAGGUACUCUACCGUUUUAACCCUAAGUCCAUUUAUUGAAGUGACGGACACCACAAUGUCCCCUAGCGUCAGCCAACCAGUAACCGUCGAACGCACGCCGUCACCAACGGACGAAUUAUUGUCGUGGAAAAACUCUCCGAAAACCAAACACCGAACGAUAUCGGAGACUCAGUACGCCGAGACGGAAAUCGAAGAAUUGCUCUCUAUGCUACGUGAAACGGAAAGUCUCGAGGAGCAGGGAGACAUUCUGCAAUACAUUGUGGAUUCGAAAGGACUGUAUUUCGACACGGGUGUACUGGAGGAGGGUCAUCCCGUCCUGGUGAAGGAUCUGCUGAAGAGUCUCUACGAGAAGGCGUGCCAGCAGAAAAUGUGGGGUAUCGUGCGACACAGCGCUGGCAUGUUGGGCAAACGGGUGGAGGACCUGGCGAAAGCGGUCACCGAUCUGCUGGUGCGUCAGAAGCAAGUCACCGUUGGCAUGCCGCCCAGCAACGAGCACACGAUAGUCGCACCCCUGCCGGAGAACGAGUUGCGGGCGGUGAUCCAUCAGGCGUACGGCGACGACGAGUCGACCGCCAUGCUGACGCAGGAGUUGCUCGUCUACCUAGCGAUGUUCAUCAGAACCGAGCCGCAGCUGUUUCACGAGAUGCUGAGGCUACGGGUCGGCCUGAUCAUCCAAGUCAUGGCAACGGAAUUGUCGCGCACCCUAAUCUGCACUGGAGAGGAAGCCUCCGAGCACCUGCUAAACCUGUCCCCCUUCGAGAUGAAAAAUCUGCUGCAUCACAUUAUGAGUGGAAAGGAAUUUGCCAUCAGCAGUGUUGGCCGGGGCAACUUCUCCGUCAUUAGUUGUAAAUCAAGCAGAGUUAGCAAGAAAUCUCAGAUCGGCGGUUUUCUAAGUGCCGAUCAAAAUGCAGACAGCGAGGCAGAAGCCGAUAGACAAGGCCAGUGGUUACGGAGGCGACGAUUGGACGGUGCACUGAACAGAGUACCGAGAGACUUCUACCCGCGUGUGUGGCAGGUUCUUGAAAAGUGUCAUGGUUUAGCAAUUGAAGGAAGAAUGCUGCCGCAAAAUCUCACGCAGGAAAUGACAUCGGGCGAAUUGAAGUUUGCGUUGGCCGUAGAGACCGUUUUGAACACUAUACCGCAACCGGAAUAUCGUCAGCUUGUUGUCGAGGCUCUGAUGGUGUUAACACUGGUGACCGAGUACAAUGUCGUACCGUCUCUAGGUGGUCUAAUCGAGGUUGAAAAUUUAGUGCAUAAAGCGAACGCCAUUUUCUUGGAAGAUCAGAUGGCCAUCGACGGUGAUGCGACAUUAUGCUGCGCCAAGCCGAAGGAGCAACGUGAAACGACCGCUAUGGGAACGCUUCUGUGUGGAGGAGCGGCAUAUAUUUGCCAACAUUUUUAUGAUACUGCCCCUAGUGGAAGCUACGGUACGAUGACGUAUAUCACGAGGGCAAUCGCCGUGAUGCUCGACUGUCUACCAAAGGAGGGCGACUUGGAAUGCUCGAUAUCAUAGUAAACAUAAUCCUAGCGGCAAAUGAUCUUUAAUCAUAGCAAGAAUUACUAAUACAAAUGUCUCGAACAAUAGAAAUCGUUUAUCGUAUCCUGUGACGAAGGUAGUGCCAUCUGCAAAUCGGUUCUUUUAUGCAUAAUAGUCUGCGUUUUAUAUAACGAAUUUGUUGUGAACGGGAUACUUUAAUUUGAAUCAGGAAGUGCAGAUCUAGCAAAUAUUAUAAAUUACGAAUGAAUAUCGAAAGAACCAGAAAAUAUUGUUAAAAUAUAUUAACACUUUGUUAUCAAUUUAGAUUGUAGAUUUCAGAAAUUUUGUGAAAGUAAUUGAAUUUAAUUAGGCGAUUGUAUACUAAAAGAAAUCAUGUUUCGUUGGUUUCAAUAAAAUAACUUUAUUUUUCUUGUUA
Ooceraea biroi (clonal raider ant) is the source of this 3994-nucleotide messenger RNA. RefSeq names its product probable phosphorylase b kinase regulatory subunit alpha. Gene Ontology annotation, biological process: glycogen metabolic process. Gene Ontology annotation, molecular function: calmodulin binding. The record is from RefSeq and is a predicted model, not a curated record. Gene Ontology annotation, cellular component: phosphorylase kinase complex. Lineage: Eukaryota; Metazoa; Arthropoda; Insecta; Hymenoptera; Formicidae.